AUGAGGAUGUUGUUAUAUUAUUUGGUAUUCUUCUUCUUGCUCAUCCAUUCUCAACUUUUCAUUUCAUCAUCUUCGUCUUCUCCUGACCAUGCACCCCAAUGCCAUCCUCAUGAAAGCUCUGCCCUUCUCCAACUCAAGACCUCAUUCAAAUAUCCUGCUCCUGGAACUGCAUUUCAUGCUAUAGACACCUGGAAUAACGAAAAUUGUUGCACGUGGGACGGAAUCACGUGUGACAAUGUUAUAGGCCACGUCAUCGGUUUGGAUUUGUUUGCUUGGAGCCUUCAAGGCACUAUCAGUUCCAACAGCACUCUCUUCAAACUCCACCAUCUCCAAACCCUUCAACUUUCUGAUAAUGAUUUUAGAGAGUCCUUCAUUGUACCAGAGUUUGGCAAAUUCAAGAAUAUGACCUCUCUUGAUCUGCGCUACUCCAACUUCAGCGGUCAUGUCCCUUUAGAGAUAUCCCAUCUUUCCAAAUUGGAUUAUCUCGCACUUGGUGGGGGGUAUAAAGUCAUGAUAGGGGAAAAUACCUUUAAAGCACUUUCUCAAAACUUAUCCAACUUGACAAGUUUCUACCUAGUUAGUAUUGAUUUGUCUUCUCUCUCACUAGUAAUCUCUGUCAAAAAUUUCCCCUCUUUAAUGUAUAUAGAUCUCGACAAUUGUAAGUUGAGUAGGAAGCUGCUAGAGAGUAUUUUUGAGUUGUCGAAUCUCACCGGUCUUUCUUUAGAAGAUAAUGAAGCACCAAAUGUCUCUCUCCCAACAUCUAAUUGGAGUAGUGCACUUAACAGUUUAACUCUCCGUCAUAACACCUUCUCCAUUGACUUACCUCUAUUAUUGAAAGAUAUCCCAAAAUCUUUAUCUUCUUUGCAAUUAAGUUUCAGUAACUUAGUUGGUCCACUUCCGGACAACAUUCAAUUUUAUGACUCAUCAAACCAUCUCGUGCAUAGUGCUCCAAAUUUCACUGAUUUGAUUUUAUCAAACAACUUACUCAACGGGACAAUACCAACAUGGAUAUAUGCCCUACCGUAUUUGGAGUAUUUAGACCUCAGCGACAACCAAUUUACUGGGGAGAUAAUUCGAGAUUUUGAAACUACUUCAUUCGGUGAAACUGUGUUUUUGGGCAUCACUCCAAGAUCAACAUUACAAAGUCAAAACCUCCGACAUUUGGAUCUCUCAUCAAAUAAGUUCAGUGGUACUUUGGAAUUGGAAAAGCUUUUAAUUUCCAAAAGGUUAGCAUAUCUUGACCUUUCCUCUAAUAAUAUUUCAGUAACUUUUGGAAACACCAAAAACUAUAGUUUGGAUAAUCUUGAGGAAUUAUAUCUGUCUUCUUGCAACAUUACUGAGUUCCCACACAUUUUAAAAUCUUCAAAAAUAUUAUCUACCUUAGAUCUCUCCCAUAAUCAGAUUCAAGGAAGUGCUCCUAAAUGGUUAUGGGAGGUGGGAAAGAAUUCUCUCUACAACUUGACUCUUUCUCACAAUUUUUUAACAUAUAUAGAGCCUCUUCCAUGGAAUAGGUUAUUAUAUCUUGAUCUCAGUUCCAACUCGUUCUCAGGACCUCUUCCAAUUAUUGCAUCAUAUUUUCUAUCGUUCAUCUCAGUAGCCAAAAAUCAAUUUGUGGGAGAGAUCCUAACUUCCUUUUGCAACAUGUCAUUCCUUGAGGUGCUUGAUUUAUCUUCGAAUAACUUGAGUGGUAUCAUUCCUCGAUGCAUUGUAAAACAUGGUAAACGUCUUUCGGUCUUGAAUUUUUCUAGGAACAAAUUAUAUGGUACUAUCCCCAACACAUUUUUAGUAGGAAGUACUUUGAGAAAUCUCAAUCUAAAUGGAAAUCAUUUAGAAGGCUCAUUGCCAAGAUCACUAGAAUAUUGCAAAAAUCUUGAAGUUCUAGAUCUUGGAAAUAACAUCCUCAACGACUCAUUUCCUCACUGGCUAGACUCUCUUCCAGCCUUACGGGUUUUAGUCUUGAGAUCUAAUAGGUUUUAUGGUUCGAUAGGAAAACCUAAAAUCAAAUAUCCUUUUCCUGAGUUAAGGAUUAUAGAUUUGUCCCACAAUGAGUUUGAUGGUGCUCUUCCAACAAAAUACUUUGUCAACUUCAAAGCUAUGAUUUUGAAUACAAAGAAUGUAGAACUGAAGUACAUGGGAGAGGAUUAUUACCAAGACUCUAUAACAGUGACCAUGAAAGGAUAUGAGUUAGAGUUGGUGCAUAUCCUAACUAUCUUUGUAACUCUUGAUUUCUCAUACAAUAAUUUUAGUGGAGAGAUUCCAGUGUUCCUUGGAGGGCUGAACGCACUCAAGGGCCUCAACAUUUCUCAUAAUAUGCUCAGAGGUACCAUACCAUCAUCAUUGGGAAAUUUGACUAACCUUGAGUGGUUAGACCUCUCUGCUAACAAGCUAAGUGGGAAUAUUCCUUGGCAGUUGACCGAUUUAAUAUGGCUCCAAAUCUUAAACCUUUCAGAAAACAAACUCGUGGGACCAAUACCCAAUGGUAAGCAGUUCAAUACUUUUAGCAAUGAUUCAUUCAAAGGAAAUUUAGAUUUGUGUGGUUUUCCACUGUCCAAACCAUGCAACGAGGAAUAUGAAGGAUCGACCAUGGAGCAAGAAAAUGAAUCGGAGGAUGCAAAUGGAUUUACUUGGAAAGUUGUGCUAUUGGGUAAUAAUAAUGAUACUUUGCCCAAUAUUCUUUCUGAAUUACAUUUGUCUUCAUGUGGCAUAAGUGAGUUCCCAUACUCCUUAAGAAGCUUAGAAAAUUUAAGAUACUUGGAUCUCUCCAACAAUCAAAUCGAAGGGAGUGUUCCCCAAUGGCUAUGGAAUAUGGGUAAGGAUUCAUUGCUUCAAAUCCUUGAUUUGUCAAAUAACAAUUUGAGUGAGAACAUUCCUCCAUGCUUAGGAAAUUCAAGUCUCCGUGUGCUAGAUUUGCACAAGAAUAAGCUUCAUGGCUUGAUUCCUUCACAUUUUGCAAAGGGAAACUGCCUAGGUGUUUUGAAUCUCAAAGAAAAUCAAUUGGAAGGUUCUUUACCAAAGUCUUUGCUCAAUUGUAAAGAGUUGAAAUUUUUAGAUAUUGGAAUCAACAAGAUAAAUGGAGCAUUCCCCUGGUGGUUGGAAUCUCUUCCGAAUCUCCAAGUUCUUAUCUUGAGAUCUAAUAGAUUUCAAGGUCCAAUAGGCAAUCCCAAGUUGAGACAUCCCUUUCACAAUUUGAGAAUCAUGGAUCUCUCUGGCAAUGAAUUUACUGAUCAUUUGCCCCAAAAAUAUUUUAAGAAUUUUGUGGGAAUGAUGAAUGCUACUUCAGAUUACUUGAGAUACAUGGAAUAUCCAACACUAAUUCGAUAUUAUGAAAGCAGUUCAUUGACAAUAAAAGGAUAUUAUCCUGAGUUAGAGAAAAUCCAAACCAUGCUUAUAUUCAUUGACUUCUCAAGAAAUAACUUCACAGGAGAGAUCCCAGAAUUGCUUGGUAAGCUCAACUCACUCAAAGGGCUCAAUUUUUCACAUAACAAGAUAUCUUGCAAUAUUCCACCAUCCUUGGGAAAUUUGACCAAUCUGGAAUGGUUAGAUCUCUCCUCGAAUGAGCUUGUUGGGAAGAUUCCAUGGCAAUUGGCAGCAAAUCUAAAUCAACUCCAAAUUUUAAAUCUUUCUGUGAACCAAUUGGAGGGGCUUAUACCUCGCAGUCGACAAUUUGAUACAUUCACAAACGAUUCAUACAAAGAGAAUUUGGGCUUAUGUGGGUUUCCAAUUUCAGAAUCAUGCAACGAGGACACCAUACACCAAUUUCAGCAAGAGGACAAUGAGGAGCAUGUGAAGGGAUUUGAUUGGAAAAUUGUGUUAAUAGGAUUUGGAAGUGGAAUGGUUAUUGGAAUUUCGAUCGGAUACAUGUUCCUUACCGAUCAAAACAUUGAUGGGAUUGUCAAAACAUUGAAAGGAGAACAAUGGCAUCUUAUGGCAAAAAGAUCAAAGCAGAGGAGGGCUCGUCAAAAUGUUGGAAUUGAGAGAAGACAUUAG
Molecule: messenger RNA, 3987 nt
Organism: Humulus lupulus (European hop)
Lineage: Eukaryota; Viridiplantae; Streptophyta; Magnoliopsida; Rosales; Cannabaceae
Product: receptor-like protein 33
Exons: 3
Coding region: 1-3987 (1328 amino acids)
Molecular function (GO): protein binding
Source: RefSeq, a predicted model, not a curated record